Sorghum bicolor (sorghum) is the source of this 745-nucleotide messenger RNA. RefSeq lists its product as uncharacterized. The transcript has a single exon. The coding region runs from base 127 to 492 and encodes 121 amino acids. NCBI's taxonomy places the organism in Eukaryota, Viridiplantae, Streptophyta, Magnoliopsida, Poales, Poaceae. The record is from RefSeq and is a predicted model, not a curated record.
CAACCAGGUAAGUUCAAAUGCUGCAUUUCCGCCCAGGGAAAAGAAAAACUUUCUAGUUUCUACGACGAUCACGAUCAGGCACCCGGUCCCUGUCUCUCCCUGUCCCAGUGAGCAACUCAGCAUCGCAUGGACCUGGACCGGCGCUAUUCGGGGCUCACCAAGGUAGGCUUCGGUGUCCUGGCGUGCAACUCGGCGCUCGUCGUCUACAAGUCCAGGGGCGACGCCGGCUCCGUCGCGUUCGUGCUCGUCGCCGACGCGGCACUCGUCCUCCUCUUCGUCUGCCUCCGUGAGUUCGAGCGGCGCCGUGGCAGACCAGCAGGGAGCGGCAGGAUCAAGGCCGCGGUGUGGGCGCUCACCACGCUGCUGACGGCGAUGUUCGCGUCCAGGGUGGCUCCGGUCAUGCCGACGCCCGUGGACGCUCUGGUCUGGGGCAUGGCCCUGGCCACGGCCGCCGGCGGACUGUGGGCGUUGUUUUUUACUGUAAUUGAUUAGCUCGUAGUAGUAGUCCCUAAGUUGCAUCGUGCAUUAUACUUAUACCCGUAUCGGCCCGUCGAUCUCUUUUGUAGUACGAUUGUACUUGUAAUUGAUUUGGUGUGAUCACCUGAAAUGCUUUUUGGUGUGAAACGAACAAGCCCUCAAGCAGAAACGGAGUCCACGCACGGAACAAGACGUAGGAAAAACUGUGAAAGUAGCACCCAGGUCGUGUCUUCCUCUCUCUCCCGCAUCGCGCCAUGCUGCUGAUGGG